Molecule: messenger RNA, 2439 nt
Organism: Protomyces lactucae-debilis
Lineage: Eukaryota; Fungi; Ascomycota; Taphrinomycetes; Taphrinales; Protomycetaceae
Exons: 2
Coding region: 1-2439 (812 amino acids)
Cellular component (GO): fungal-type vacuole membrane
Source: RefSeq, a predicted model, not a curated record
AUGGCAGACCCAGAUGACAGCGCGCACGCAAGGCGCACCUCGGAAGAUGAGCGCAGGCCGCUCCUUCCUCACUCACACCAAGAAGCGCCAGCACAGACACUCAGACCGCGCCGUCUCAACAAGAGUGCGACGAUUGCCAUUAUUUUGCUUAUCGUCGCUGCACUCAUCAUUGCGAUACUCGGAUUUAUAUUACCGAAGAUGGCGCAGCGCUAUAUUGAGGAGACGCUACAGGUAGGUGUGUCUGAUGUGAAGGUAUUGCGCGUGACGGAUACAGGCGCAGAAGCGCAAGCUGAUUUGUCACUCUAUUUAGAUGCAAGCAAAUCUACCGCCGGCGGGUUCGAGCGGCGCUUGGCGGACAAGCUUGUUGAGAUGGCUGGGACGAUUCGCUUGAGUGAUACCGUUGUUCAGGGCUUCUUGGUACAUGAAGGUGAACACAGAGUUCUAUUUGCGACACCUGAUGGGUUUUCAAUGAAGCUUGGCGGUGGGACAUACACAAAGACGACCAUCAAGAGUCACUUUGACCUUCUCCAUCUUGAGUCUCUUUCUGGGCUCGCCGAAGCAAUUUUGGACCACGAUGUGAGUCAAGUCUCUGGUCGAGCGCAUGUUACCACCACAGUCCACAAGGUAUUCGCCAUGCGCAAGUCUGUCGACAAGAAACUCAGUUACAAGCUGCCAUCUUCUUUAGACGAGGGCUUGCCAAAGUACAAUAUUUCACAGCUCGCAGUCAAGGACGACGAAGCAAAAGGACUGUCGGGCUCAGCUUUGCUCAAAGUAUUUCUUCAGUCGCCGUUUGACAUCACAGUUCCUUCAGUAUCAGUUGACGUGCUAAUCGAUGGCUGCAAUAACCAAAAGAUCCUGCUGGCUACUGGUCACAAUGCGCCCUUGGAUCUAGACUCACAUGCCAAGACCAUCCAGUUGAAAGCCCUCGGCAGUGUGGGUCAUUUGCCCAAGCAAGCAACGGAGCCAUGCCCGAAUCACCAACCUUCACCGCUCGACAGACUCAUGCAACUUUACUUGGCUGGCAAUGAUACGCGCGUGUAUGUUCGUGGAUCAUCGCCAACUCAAGGUGAUGCGUCCUGGCUCCAACAAGUCUUGUCUCGCAUUACCAUUCCCGUCGAUUUGCCUGGUUCACAGUCAGAUCAGCUUGCUAGAGACAUUGAGCUCGCUGAUGUCAAAUUUAAUGUCGGUGGCUUCUUCCGACAAGAAAAGCCCAAAAUCAGUGGCAACGUCAAUGCCGUGAUUGACGUACCGGCAGGCAUUCAUGUGAAAGUCGACGUCAAGGGUGUCAAGAUUCUUGCUGAUUUGAUUUACAAGGGCAAGAAGUUUGCCACUUUUGAAUCCCCUGAUUGGGCUCCGGCUUCUUCUUCGUUCAUCAAGCCGACUGCAUUGAAAGUGCAAGCACAACUUCGAGAUGCACCGGUGACCAUCACGGAUAACGAUGUCUUCACGUCUGUUGUUUCCGCGCUGAUUGGUGGGAAUGCUCUUUUGGAUGUCUCUGGUGUUGCAGAUGUCCGCGUCUCGACGGGUCUUGGCAACUUGGAACCGCACGGUUUACCACUUGUUGCCAAGGAUAUUGAGAUUGGUGGCCUUGGUGGUGGAUUACCGAGUGAUUUGGAAAGCGUCAUUCACAGUCUUGGCGUGGUAGGAACGACGCCUGAUUCCCUCGAUUUGGCAGCCAAUGUUGGCAUCCAGAAUCCAACGCCAUACGGUGGGUAUGUGCAUGCCAUCAAUGUCCUGAUGGUCUACAAUGGUUCUGUUAUUGGCAGCUUAACGGGUCGCAAUAUCACUUUGCAGCCUGGUGGCAAUGUAUCGGUCGAUGCAUUGCUCAUGUAUGAUCCGACACUAUAUGGUCACGCAGCAGAGAAUUGUGCAGCAUUCUCACAGAUGUUGUCGUUGUAUCUCAGCGAAUUGCCGGUUAAUCUGACACUGCGGGCACACGCUGAGAGUGUCCCCGGCAUGCCCAACUUGAGUAACGCACUAGCGCAUCUACCAUUGGAGUUCUCUAUGCCAAUUCCACAACUUCACUUCCCAGAUGAUUCUGGUGAUGACAAUGACGAUGGCGCGGGUUCAUCAGGUUCACGCUUCUUGAUCUCUGCCAAAUUUCACGUCUUUAGCUCAACGGCUCAAUUCACAUUACGCAAUCCAUUGAAUGAGAGUGUCACCAUCACGGAGCUGGACGCACAAGCACGGUAUCAUGAAGAUGAAGUGGGUAUCAUUCAGUAUACCUACCCAAUUACACUCGAUGGGGAUGCACCUACGACGGAAACCUCUCGGCUUCCAGUGUCAUGGUCGUUACCACCGUCUGAUAUUUUACGCAAGGCGAUUAGAGGGACACUGAGAGUCAAUGCGACUGCGCAGUGUCGCGUAUCGAUUGGCGUAUUGACGCCAUUGCCACUGACAUUGGAGGUACGCGAAGUGGGAGCAGGUGUUGGUAUCUGA